Messenger RNA from Strongylocentrotus purpuratus (purple sea urchin), 4545 nucleotides. RefSeq lists its product as uncharacterized. NCBI's taxonomy places the organism in Eukaryota, Metazoa, Echinodermata, Echinoidea, Camarodonta, Strongylocentrotidae. The transcript is spliced from 8 exons. Gene Ontology annotation, molecular function: protein dimerization activity; DNA binding. The record is from RefSeq and is a predicted model, not a curated record. The coding region runs from base 1873 to 3399 and encodes 508 amino acids.
CACCUCUACGUAGACUGUUCGCCAUUUCGAUUAUCAUUGGACUCGACUAGACUGCAAUCUGCAUCUGCUCAGCUCACCUCCCUGAGUUAACUGGGUUCAAAUUAUAUGGUUCAUCAUGGGAAGGAUGUGUGCCAUGAUUGGCUGCCCAAAUAGUGUUCACAAGAUAGACAAAUGGUAUACACAACUUUGUGAAAAACAUGGAUUGAAAUUUAGAAGUUGCACGUGCCACCCACCUUUCCAGUUACUUCCUUUUCCUUCAGAAGAUAAAGAUCCUGAUGGGAGAAGCAGAUGGAUAAGACUUGUUAAAAGAAAAACUGCAAGUGGUUUGAAAUGGCAACCUAAAUCCCACGACAGGAUUUGUUCAGAGCACUUUAAAAAUGGCGAGCCAACAAAGGAAUGGCCAGACCCCACAGAGAAACUAGGUUAUCAGCUCGCACCUUUUCAGUCUUCUUCACAAUCUCCUCGCAAUCCUCCAAGAGAAAGAACAGCGCACAUUCCUAAAAAGAGAGCUCGAUUCAGAGGAAAACUUGAAGACACAGAAAGUACAGCAGGAACAUUUCCUCAUGAGAACAGUGGAGAAGGGCCCUCGCCAACUGAUUUUAGCCACUCAAUAGAAGAUCUGCGGCCAGAAGAACCAAAGCGUUACAAGCCCUACUCACGCUUAGACCUGAAUAACUGUUCCAAACAUGCUACCUUCUGUCCUCGUUGUAGUGAAAGGCAGUCUGUAAUAGAUGAGCUUAAAAAGGAGAACAGAGAACUAAAAAAAAUAAUCAAUCUGAGCAAGGGGGAUAGUGAAACAUUUGCUACAUCGAUUGUGACCCAAAAAGACAAGUCGGAACUGUGCUACCCCCCGGCAUCCUUCACAGUGGAGAGUCGAGCAAUAUCCACCAAGAGAGAGCUUGAUGAGGAGCCCCAAACAUCGGAGAGAGAAGGGUACCCCCCUGCAUCCUUCAUGAUGGAGAGUCCAGCAAUAUCCACCAUGAGAGAGAUAAAUGAGGAAGAGCUUGAUGAGGAGCCCCAAACAUCGGAGAGAGAAGGGUACCCCCCGGCAUCCUGCACGAUGGAGAGUCCAGCAAUAUCCACCGCGAGAGAGAUAGAGGAGGAAGAGCUUGACGAGGAGCCCCAAACAUCGGAGAGAAAAGGGUACUCCCCGGCCCCCUUCACAAUGGAGAGUCCAGCAAUAUCCACCGCGAGAGAGAUAAAGGAGGAAAUGCUUGACGAGGAGCCCCAAACAUCGGAGAGAGAAGGGUACCAGAUCGUUUACAUCAAGCAAGAGCUCAAUGACGAGGAUACCUGGCAAGAUGAUGGAGCUCAAAUGCAGAUACAUGUACCAGUAAAGACAGAAAGCUCAUCUGAGUCGGGUAAUACACAACUUUUUUUUAAAGAUGGAAAUCCAACUUUCCAGGAGUGCAAUCAGGAUUCAGGUUCACAGCUUUCAGGUGAAGAUGAUGAAGAAAAUGGAGAACAGGAUGACAGAGGAGGUGUCUUGCCAAGAAACUACAGUUUGUUGAAGACAGCUCUCAUCGAAGUAGAGUCAAGUAUAAUAGAAUCAAGGGUAUUUUCAGGAAGGCCCACCAACUUGCCGAACUAACAAAGAGUGAGGUGUUCUUAUUUCUGAGGGACGAGUUAUCGAAAACUACGUACUGGGGUACGAGCGAUGCUUUGCAGUUGUUCCAACCAACACUGGAUACUUCAAUCGUAAAAGGGGGUAAACGAGUACGGAGUGUCAGGUUUGUUACUCCAUCAAAACCUUCUGAAGAUCCUCGGGGUGCAAUCCCGAGCAACGUGGAAGCUCCUGAUCCCGAUCCUGAUCUGCACUCAAGUUCUACAAAUGAAUCAACCUCGCAGAUUCCACCGACUACAAGUCAAUCUAUGCAUCAGUUGAUUGCCCAGGAGCAGGAAUCGAUUGUCUCAAGGGGAAGUUUGAGCCAGACCACAACAAGAAUGCCACAGGUCAACGCAAAAGAAAAGAAAGUGUUUGUAGCCAAGAAGCUGCAGGUCGUGGAAGAUAGCAGGCGUCGUUGUAAGGCAAGGUGGAAUAGAGUCCAGAGUCUCUUCAGAAAGGCUCACCAACUAGCCGAGCUUACAAGGUGCCAGGCCUUCUUGUAUGUGAAAGACGAGUUCUCAAAGACUAUAUACUGGGGUACAAGUUAUGCGUUGCUGUUGUUUCAGUCGAAGAUGGACCUGCUUGUCGUUGAAGGAGGUAAACGUGUUCGGAGUGUAAACUUUGUUGCUCCAUCUAGUCCUGAACAGUCCCGGGGCGCAGUUCCCUGUGAAGCUUUGGACAUUGAUAAGCAUCUUGAAGGGUGCCUUGGGUCGGGCACUUCAAGGGAAGAAUUAGUGCCAUCCUCAACAUGUGAAUCAUCGCAAGGAUCUACAAAGCGAUCAACAUCAGAGUUAACUCCGAGCAGGGCUGGACAAAAGUCAACUCCACAAAAGGGUACUCCAAGCAAAACCAAGAUACCACAAAUCACCAUCAAAGAGAAAAAAUUGUUUGUAGACAAGAAGCUCCAGUUCAGGGAAAAGAGCAGCCUACGUUUUAAGUCCCGAUGUAGAAGAAUAAAAAGUAUCUUCAAGAAGGCCCAUGCGCUUGUGGAACUUACGAAAUGCCAGGUCUUUGUAUAUGUGAAGGACAAGUUUUCAAAGACUACAUAUUGGGGUACAAGUGAUGCAUUGCAGUUGUUUCAGCCAAUGAUACACGUAGACUCACUAAUCAAGGCGGAACACAAACCGAUAUGGACCAUUAAGUUUGUCGCUCCAUUGGAACCUGAUGAACAUUCCCGAAGGACAUCUAGAACCGAUGAUGAAGAUCCAGAUCAAGAUGAGCUAUUUGAUGAGUCGGAUGGAUCAGACGACACAUCAAACGACGAAUUGCUGAUCUCAAGCUCAGCAAAUGAAUCAUUGGCAGGAUCCACAUCUCAAACAGCAUUAGCUACAGGUCAGUCUUCACCGGAAUCUACUCCCUGCAGGUCUCCAACCAAUCCUUUUCCGCAAAAGUUGGAAGCACCUGCUGAAAACAGAACUGUGAGUGAGGAUCAGGCAAGAAUAUUACCAGGGAACACCAAAGAGAAAACUGUGAUUGUCGACAAGAGGCUGCAGUUCUUGGAAAGUCAGAGGCUGCGCUGCAAGGCCAAGUCUAAUCGAGUGAAGGGUAUGUUAAAGAAAGGACACCAGCUUGCAGAGAUAACAAAUUGCCAUGUCUUUAUACAUGUGAAGGAUGAGUUUUCAAAGACAACGUACUGGGGUACAAAGGAUGCCUUGCAGUUGUUUCAGCCAACGAUAGAUUCUGCGAUCAAGAAAGGAGGUAAACGUGUUCGGAGCGUCAAGUUUGUCGCUCCAUCGAGGGCUUCAGAAUCUUCUCAGGGGACAUCUCCUACCAAUGGUGAAGCUCCAGGUUAGCCUCCAGAUCUUGAUUAGGUACUUCUACAGUGUCUCUGAUCUGUUCCGUCAAACGCUGGACCCUGUGUUGACGUCCAGACAUAGAUCAUCUCCAGGAUCUACUUCAUGAUUUUCUUCAACAAGGAACAAGUCAACGAUGAAGUCCGCUGUUGUUCCAGAUGCGACUCCAGAUCUUGAUUAGUUACUUCUACAGUGUCUCUGAUCUGUUCCGUCAAACGCUGGACCCUGUGUUGACGUCCAGACAUAGAUCGUCUCCAGGAUCUACUGCCUGAUUGACUUCAGCAAGGAACAAGUCAACGAUGAAGUCCGCUGUUGUUCCAGAUGAAACUCCGGACCGUGAUAAGGUACCUUUACGGUGUCUUUAAUCUGUUCCGUCAAACGCAGGACCCUGUGUUGACGUCCAGACAUAGAUCGUCUCCAGGAUCUACUUCAUGAUUGACUUCAGCAAGGAACAAGUCAACGCUGAAGUCCGCUGUUGUUCCAGAUGAGACUCCGAACCGUGAUAAGGUACCUUGAGGGUAUCCUUGAUAUGUCAUAUCAAGAUCCAUCAUACCAAGACUUCAUGUAGUCUUCCACACAUGGACCAUCUACUCCAUUAAUAGAGCGCUUUCGCAAACACAGUGGAAGCAUAGACGACGAGAGAAUCACGGGAUACAGCUCUUCCGUCGUGUUUGGGGAACGAACGAUAUAAUGGCCCCGUACGGUCGUGAAAAUCAAGAGGACGGAGAAAAUUCUGGUUCGUGCAAUGUUUUUUCGUUCAAGUUACUGUCAUCUUUGCCUUCCGUCGUGUUUGUGAAAGCGCGCUAAUAACUGAAAUAGAGCACACAAGCUGAUGGGUACCGGUGCUUUAGAAGACACUCGUUAUUUGGAUGGACUUCAGUUGAUUGACUUCUACAUUGAGCAAGUCAACACCGAAGUCCGCUUGAGUGACACCACACAUUCCUGCACUCAGGUCUACAUCAAAACUCCAAUUACCUAGAGUUAACACCCUUCUGGCUCUCAACAGACAAUGUGACUAGUUUGUUGGAACUUUUUUUCUUCAGGAGAAUGCAUCCUACAUGUAUAUUUGAGUACAGAAUGCAAUAAAUUUCAACUCAAUUUGCCAAUAUUUUUUUCACAUUUUGCCAUGAGACUUGUCAGCGGUAC